This is a messenger RNA of Lasiosphaeria miniovina, 660 nucleotides long. Its product is annotated as SGNH hydrolase-type esterase domain-containing protein. NCBI's taxonomy places the organism in Eukaryota, Fungi, Ascomycota, Sordariomycetes, Sordariales, Lasiosphaeriaceae. The transcript has 3 exons. The record is from RefSeq and is a predicted model, not a curated record. Gene Ontology annotation, molecular function: phosphatidylcholine lysophospholipase A1 activity. The annotation marks the transcript as partial.
AUCCUAGCCGCCGCGGCUCUCGGCUCGGCGCAGUCCGCGAGCCCGGUGCGAAUCAUGCCCCUCGGCGACUCCAUCACGGGCAGCCCGACGAAACAGGGCUGCUGGCGGGCCCUGCUGUGGCGCAAGCUGCAGGCCGCGGGCGUGACCAACACCAAGUUCGUGGGCACGCUGCCGGCGCAGGGGUGCGGGUUCACGUACGACGGCGCCAACGAGGGCCACGGCGGGUUCCUGGCGACGGGCAUCGUGGCCAACAAGCAGCUGCCGGGCUGGCUGGCGCAGACGCACCCGGACGUGGUCAUGAUGCAUCUCGGCACCAACGACGUCUGGAACAAUAAGCCUGCCGACGAUAUCCUCGCUGCCUUCUCAGCCAUGGUCGACUGGAUGCGCGCGAGCAAGCCGGGGAUGAAGAUCCUCGUCGCGCAAAUCAUCCCUAUGAACCCGCCCAACUGCAAGGACUGCGGCGCGCGCGUCGUCGCGCUCAACAAGGCCAUCCCCGCCUGGGCCGCCAAUGCCACGUCGCCCGCCAGCCCCGUCACCGUCGUCGACUGCUGGACCGGCUUCGACCCGGCCAAGGACACGGGCGACGGCGUGCACCCCAACAGCGCCGGCAACGAGAAGAUGGCCACGUGCUGGUUCGCGCCGCUCGUCGCUGCCAUCAAG